This is a messenger RNA of Pseudozyma flocculosa PF-1, 975 nucleotides long. RefSeq lists its product as uncharacterized. The record is from RefSeq and is a predicted model, not a curated record. Gene Ontology annotation, cellular component: anaphase-promoting complex. The transcript has 3 exons. Gene Ontology annotation, biological process: protein K11-linked ubiquitination; anaphase-promoting complex-dependent catabolic process. Lineage: Eukaryota; Fungi; Basidiomycota; Ustilaginomycetes; Ustilaginales; Ustilaginaceae. The coding region runs from base 1 to 975 and encodes 324 amino acids.
AUGGCCAACACUGCAGCGGCGGCGACAACCACGACAGUGCCGCCGCAAAGGCGGUCCUUUUACGACGUCGAGGACGAGAGCAACAAACGCGAUGUCGGCUCGCAGCCGGGCACCAGAUGGACGCUCUCUUCCUUCAAACCUGGUUCUGGCGUCGCCGAAUUGAGGAGUAGGGACAUGUCCAAGCUGUGGCAGAGCGACGGAAUGCAACCGCACCUGAUCACGAUCACCUUCUCGCGGCUCACGCACCUGACCCACGUGUCCCUCUACCUCGACGUGCGGCAAGACGACAGCUACACGCCGACCAAGCUGUGCAUCAGGGCGGGGACGCACGCCUCGGACCUCAUCCCCGUACGAACCAGGACGUUUGAGAGUCCGCAGGGGUGGAAGCACUUUCUCCUCGACAAGUCCGACACCUCGACGCCGGAAGAGGAAGAGGUCGACGACGACGACGACGACGAGGGGGAGGGAGGGGGGACGGGGAGGGGCAAGAGGGAGGGGAUAUGGUGCUGGAUCGUCCAGGUGUGCGUGCUGGCCAACCACCUCAACGGCAAAGAUACACACGUCAGGCGCUGCGUCAUCUGGGGUCCUCCCGAGGGUGGGGAACACGGCGACACUCGCGCGGAUCGACAAGCGGUGGCGAGCGACAAGAGGGCGAGGAUGGACGAGACUGAGGCUGUCGAAGCCGUCAAGAGGGCGCUGCAAAGCGGCCGAGCACCGACCGAGGACGCAGGAUCGUCGUCCAAUAACGGCCGCGACAGCGACGAGGACGAGCAACGCCGUCUCUUUGCCGCUGCGCCUGCCGCUGCCGCCACCCGGUCGGCUCAAGCAACGGCAGCUCAGCAACCGCAACAGCAACGACCGUCCGCCUCUAUAGGCCUCGACGAGCUGCUCGGCCGAGCGCAGCACUCCGGCUCCUCGUCUUCGACCUCCGCUCGCCGAACCACAGGCCUGAAUCGCUUCGGCAGCCUUCGCUGA